UUCUAAUGAAUGGUUAGAAGGACAUCAUGGUUGUGAAUUCCGUGCACUGGUUCCGCAAAGGUCUGCGGCUGCAUGAUAAUCCAGCUCUCCAGGAGGCCCUGAACGGAGCCGACACGGUGCGCUGUGUUUAUAUCCUGGACCCCUGGUUUGCUGGAGCGGCUAACGUCGGAAUCAACAGAUGGAGGUUUCUGUUGGAGGCCCUGGAGGACCUGGAUAGCAGUCUGAAGAAGUUAAACUCCAGGCUGUUUGUGGUCAGAGGACAACCCACUGAUGUCUUCCCCAGACUUUUUAAGGAGUGGAACGUGACCCGGCUGACGUUCGAGUUCGACCCUGAGCCUUAUGGGAAGGAGAGGGACGGCGCCAUCAUCAAGAUGGCCCAGGAGUUCGGCGUGGAGACGGUGGUCAGGAACUCGCACACGCUCUACAGUCUGGACAGGAUAAUCGAGAUGAACAACAACAGCCCCCCGCUGACCUUUAAGCGCUUUCAGACCAUCGUGAGCCGGCUGGAGUUACCCAGGAGACCUCUGGCUCCCAUCAGCCAACAGCAGAUGAGCACAUGUCUCACUAAAAUAUCCGACAACCACGACCAGCUGUACAGUAUUCCUUCUCUGGAAGAGCUGGGUUUCAGGACCGAGGGGUUACCUCCAGCUGUGUGGCGGGGAGGAGAGUCCGAGGCUUUGGACAGACUGGGCAAACAUCUGGACAGAAAGGUGUGGGUGGCCAGCACCCGGGCCAAGACUUGCUCUCUGUACGCCAGUCCAACGGGCCUCAGUCCCUACCUGCGCUUCGGCUGCCUGUCCUGCAGAGUUCUGUACUACAACCUCGGAGAGAUCUACAUGAAGCUCUGUAAACGAAGCAGUCCUCCUCUGUCCCUGUACGGUCAGCUCCUAUGGAGGGAGUUCUUCUACACGGCUGCCACCAACAACCCCAACUUCGACCGCAUGGAGGGGAACCCUAUCUGUGUCCAGAUCCCAUGGGACCAAAACCCAGAGGCGCUGGCCAAGUGGGCUGAGGGUCGGACCGGUUUCCCCUGGAUUGAUGCCAUCAUGACACAGCUGAGGCAGGAGGGCUGGAUCCACCACCGGGCCCGGCACGCCGUGGCCUGCUUCCUGACCCGAGGCGACCUGUGGAUCAGCUGGGAGAGCGGCAUGAAGGUGUUUGAGGAGCUGCUGCUGGAUGCAGACUGGAGCGUGAAUGCCGGCAGCUGGAUGUGGCUGUCCUGCAGCGCCUUCUUUCAGCAGUUCUUCCACUGCUACUGUCCCGUGGGCUUCGGGAGGAGAACCGACCCGUCUGGAGACUACAUUAGGCGUUACGUCCCCAUCCUGAAGGACUAUCCGAACCGCUACAUCUACGAGCCGUGGAACGCUCCCGAGUCUCUGCAGAAGGCGGCCAACUGCGUGGUGGGAGUGGACUACCCCAAACCCAUGAUCAACCACGCCGAGGGCAGCCGGCUGAACAUUGAGCGCAUGAAACAAGUGUACCAGCAGCUGUCCCACUACAGAGGACUCAGUCUUCUGGCUUCGGUUCCAACGAUCCAGGAGGAGGCGGAGCCACCGAUGACAGAUGAGUCUCAGACCAGCAGUGGACCUGAUUCUCCUCACAUAGACCUCGCUGACGUGGAACCUGCUCCAGAAUCUUCCUCCUCUGAGGCGUCUCGUGGUCUGCCCGGACCGAGUCUCUGCACCUCCUCUAGCAUGGCCCACAGUCCCCCAUUCAGGUCCAAACCCAGAAGCCAAAGACAGCGAGGACAACAGAGCUGCCCGCAUGCUGGUAGAGAGGAUGAGGAGGAGGAGAUGAUGAUGCAGGAGGAGGAGGAGCCACUGGACACAUCAGGCGCAUCGUAGGAGAACCCUCUGAUCUGGAACCACGGGGAACCAACCCUUUGGAUCCAAGCAUACAGCCAGGAGGAGGCGAUGAGAAAAGUUUUUGAUCCAACUCGACUCCAGUGAAGAGGAGCUGAACUGCUGCCACAGCAUGUUGAGUUCUCGUGUACAGCUCUGCCUCAGACCCGCGUAGCUUCUGGGGCUCCAGAACUUUCAGCCCAACGAGCCGUCCGACACCGUGCGGGUCCUAAAUCGGGUUCAGACAGAUUCACGAUGAAACGUUUGGAUUUUCUGUGAAACAAAAACGUUUUUGCUCCUAAUGUUGAAGGAAAAGAUUUCUGACUUUGUUCUUUCUGAGGUUCAGUGAACGCAUCAUCACAUGGAGCAGGACUUCAGGUGGCACCGAGACAGAACCUGCAGAUCUGAACGGAUCGCUGCACCCUGUCCUAUAAAAACUCUAAAUGCACUCAUGUACAGAACAAUAGAUUUUAUUUAUAUUUCUCCUUUAAUUGUUUAAAGUUUUAUUUUCCGUAUUUUAAAAUUCAGAGGCUGAAGUAAAAAAAAAAAAAAAAAGAUUUUAUCUGUAGAUUUAUUUUCCUGCAGUUUAAGCAAAA
Nematolebias whitei (Rio pearlfish) is the source of this 2437-nucleotide messenger RNA. It is a transcript of the gene cry2, whose product is annotated as cryptochrome circadian regulator 2. Lineage: Eukaryota; Metazoa; Chordata; Actinopteri; Cyprinodontiformes; Rivulidae. Gene Ontology annotation, biological process: negative regulation of DNA-templated transcription; circadian regulation of gene expression; entrainment of circadian clock by photoperiod. The transcript is spliced from 13 exons. The coding region runs from base 27 to 1844 and encodes 605 amino acids. Gene Ontology annotation, cellular component: nucleus; cytoplasm. Gene Ontology annotation, molecular function: FAD binding; DNA binding. The record is from RefSeq and is a predicted model, not a curated record.